Molecule: messenger RNA, 702 nt
Organism: Lutra lutra (Eurasian river otter)
Lineage: Eukaryota; Metazoa; Chordata; Mammalia; Carnivora; Mustelidae
Product: homeobox protein MSX-3-like
Exons: 4
Biological process (GO): embryonic morphogenesis; regulation of transcription by RNA polymerase II
Cellular component (GO): nucleus
Molecular function (GO): RNA polymerase II transcription regulatory region sequence-specific DNA binding; DNA-binding transcription factor activity, RNA polymerase II-specific
Source: RefSeq, a predicted model, not a curated record
AUGGCGGCGCAUGAAAGGGGCACCGCCUCCGUACAGGGGUCCGAGCGCGCGGGCUCCUCCUGGCCCUCUGCAACCGUGCCGCGCGCGACCCUCUCGUCGUGUCUGCCGGGCCCCGCCAGCCCUGCGCCCGCCCGCCUGCGCAUGGCCCCGGCGACGCUCGGCAUGAACCUCGCUGGACUCAAGACGUGCAGCGGGGGGCGCGCGGGGCCCGGCCCGCUGCCCUUCAGCGUCGAGUCGCUGCUGGAGGUGGAGCGCCGGCUGGACUCGGAGCCCGCAGCGCUCCGGGAGGAGAGGCCACGGGGCACCGCGGAGCCCUGGGCCUGGUUCCCGACGGCUGCCCGCUCGUCCUCCCCACGCGCCCCCAGCCCUCCACCCUGCACCCUCCGAAAACACAAGACCAACCGCAAGCCGCGGACUCCCUUCACCGCCGCGCAGCUGCGGGCGCUGGAGCGCAAGUUCCGCCAGAAGCGGUACCUGUCCGUGGCCGAGCGCGCCGAGUUUUCCAGCAGCCUGAGCCUCUCGGAGACGCAGGUCAAGAUCUGGUUUCAGAACCGCCGCGCCUAGGCCAAGGGGCUGCAGGAGUCGGAGCUGGAGAAGCUCACGCUGGCGGCCCAGGGCGCCAUUAAGAACGAGCACUGUGCAGCGCUGACGCGGACACGACUCGUGAAGCUCGGCGCUGGGCUGCAGAGGCGGCGCGGCUAG